Messenger RNA from Meriones unguiculatus (Mongolian gerbil), 3180 nucleotides. RefSeq names its product interferon alpha and beta receptor subunit 2 (gene Ifnar2). The transcript is spliced from 9 exons. The record is from RefSeq and is a predicted model, not a curated record. NCBI's taxonomy places the organism in Eukaryota, Metazoa, Chordata, Mammalia, Rodentia, Muridae. Gene Ontology annotation, molecular function: protein binding; interleukin-22 receptor activity. The coding region runs from base 289 to 1869 and encodes 526 amino acids.
CGGCCGGCUAAGUGGCCUGGAACCCAGGGCCGAGCGCCGGUCUAGCUCCAGCUCUGGGGAAGGCCCCGGGCUAGCCGAGACUUUCCGGGUCCGGAGCACCGGGCAGCACCCCGCCGUCCCUCCCGCUUUCGGCCGGGGUCGGCUCCCGCGGCAGCCACUGCCCCCCCCGCCCCCCCGCCGCGCUCCUCAACAGAGCAGCUCGGAAGUGGCCCGGGACAUCUCCGAGGGGAUCUGCGAGACGCAGCUGCCCAGGUGUGAGAGCAAAGAAAGGACUUAAAAACAACCAGGAUGCUUCCGACCCGCACCGCCUCCGCCAUCUCUUUACUUAACUUGUGUCUUGUGGUGUACAUAAGCCUACAGUUUGGUCCAUCAUCUGCUUUUGAUGAGUAUCCAGAAGAACUUUGCACUACAAACCUGGCAUUUCGAAAUUUCCGGCUAAUUUUAUCGUGGGAAUUAAAAAACAAAUCCAUCCCAGCAACUCACUAUACAUUUAAUUACACAAUCAUGAGCAAACCAGAAGAAGUGAAGGUUGUUAAGAACUGUACAGAUAUUAAGGAGUCAUCGUGUGAUGUGACAGACGAGUGGAGUGACGUCACUGAGAACUAUGCCGUCAUCAUCUUGGUGUACAGAGGGGACUCCGUGACAAGCCAGUGUUCAGGCUCUGUCUCAUACUUAGACGUUCGUCUGGAGCCUCCGGAAUUUGAGAUUGCGGGCUCUACAGAUCACAUAAAUGUGGUGGUGAAAUUUCCACCUGUUACUCCCAAGAUAUUUGGGGAUAACCUAUGGGAAAUGCCAAGUUAUAGAUCGUUUGUCAUCGAAGAACAGAUGGAGGAUGGCAUUAACAAGCACAAGGUCAAAAUAAAUAAUGUUGUUGGGAACUUCACCUACAUCCUUAGAGACUUGCUUCCGAAGACAAACUAUUGUGUAUCUGUUUAUUUUGAAGUUUCAGGACAGAAAGCCACAAUAAAGUCUCCCUUAAAAUGCACCCUCCUUCAGCCUGGCCAGGAAUCAGGCUCAUCAGAAUCUGCCACUAUAGGAAUAAUUACUGGGUGCUUGAUAGUGACGGUUUUCAUAAGCACCAUCACAAUACUGAAACGGAUUGGUUAUAUAUGCUUAAAAAACAAUUUCCCCAAUGCCUUGAAGUUCCGUCACUUUUUAGCAUGGAUAGUCCCUGAACUGCCACCGUCAGAAGCAGUGAGCACAUUGGAGAUCAUUCCCUCCAACAAGAAGAAGAAACUGUGGAAUUAUGAUUACGGAGAUGAAAGUGACAGUGAUGACGAAGAAGUUCCCAAAGCAAGGGCCACUGGGUACACCAUGCACGGACUGAUGGUCAAGCUUCCGUCACAGGCCUCUGACUCCCCAGACCAGCCCCCAGAACCCCAGCCUGAAGAAGAUUCAGGGACUGAGGAAACCUACGAGGCUGGGGCGGGGGCGGGAGCUGAGCUGGAGCUGCCCACAGAGGCCGAGGUGGGGCCGGGCCUUGGGCCUUCAGAAGACCCCAGUGGCCCCGGUGAGAGGACAGAGAACGUGCCUCCAGACUCCUUUCCCGGGGAUGAUAGCAGCUACAUGGACGGGCCUGAAGACAAAGUUACCUUCAACGUGAACUUAAACUCUGUGUUUUUGAGAGCUCUCCACGGCGACUCUGAAGAUACCUCAGAGCUGCUCUCGCUCACAGAAGAUACCAUCAUCCUAGACGAGGUUCUCCCCAGGUCAGAGUCAGGCCUUGUGAUGGCUGCGGCGGACAGGACACAGCCGCCCCAGCCCAGCCUCUCUUCCCGGGACCUAUGGACGGAAGACGGGUCCUCUGAAAGAACUGACACUUCUUCGGAUUCCGAUGCUGACCUAGGAGAUGGCUACAUUAUGAGAUAACCCCAUAGUGGUCCAUUGACUGGAGCUGAGCGCCCACCCACGAGGUUCUCCUCGCAGCCUGGAUACCUGGUGGUCUGCGCUGUCUCUGAGGGAGGAACAAGGGAACUGUAGAGCCCCUCUGGCCCUUGCUGAUGGCCUUCUCUGUGCAGAUUCCUGGUCUGGGCAGUGGCAUUGUUUACACAGGUCAUGAGCACACCUGUCCACCCCCUCUCCACAAACGCACUAAGAGCGGAUCUGUGUUAUGUUCCCAGGGAACAGUGUGGUUUUCAGAGGCAGCAAAGGCCUCCUAUCCCUGCGUUAUUUCUAGGAAAUUAUUAAAUUGAGGAAGAGAAAGGGCAGGAAGGCAUGCCAAGCUCGCGGGGAGAGAGGAGACGUACGCACAGAAGGAGCCAGCAAGGUUUGAGCCACCGGUGUCUGGGCCCUUCUCAGAUGUCACGGUCUGUCUCCUCCACGCUGAGGUCAUUCACAGCCACCCACAAAGCCUUCUACAGCCAUAUGAAUAAUUCUAGGAUCCAUCAAAGCACUCAGAGAGAAAGGAAAUGUGGCUUGGUAGAGGGUGGGGAGAACAAUCUCGUUGCCAUAUUUUAAGGUUUAGAAAAAGGGGGGAAACAGCAAAAGCGAGCAUUUCAGGGUCUUCAGAAUAUAUAGGGGUCCACGUCUUAGAGCCAGUUCACUAUUUUUAAAGUGCUUGUGUGUCGACCUCAUAUUCUCUACAUGGGCUUACAGCUGCUGUGCGUCUGAGAACAGAAACCAAAAGGGAAGUUCUCAAAUGAGCUUGGGAGCCAGACAGUUGAUUGCUAACAGGAGCCUUUGGGAGCCUUCUUUUUAUCUUUUUUAGACACAGACCAGGUAAUCUCCAUCAUCAUAGAGGCCCAGAAAGGGGGAUAAAGACUCACGCACACCCUGGACACCUAGGGUGCUUCCAUGAAGGGUAUAGGACCCUCUCAUCUCCUCUCACCCAAAAGCCAGUUUCUCAUAUCUUCCUUCCAUUCCAAGAGGAACCACUACACGGGUCCUCACUCAAAGGCUUCCAGUGGACUGCCUCUGUAACUCCUCUAAGGCAAUUCAGAAGAAGCCCGUGUCAGGCAGACCUAAUAAAAAUCCCACAGGAAGACCCUAUACCCAUAAACCAUUUCUCUGCCCUCUGAGCCCAUCUAUCAUCUGUAGAGACUCAUUCAUUGGUAAUACCUUUUUUUUUAAAGCUUUGCAUAAUUGCUAGGAGUUGGCUUUUUAAUGCGCGCACUUAUAUUUUUUUAAUUUUGUAUGUUUGAAGAUCGUCAGAGAAUAAUACAAAAAUACUUUUUUAUACAA